Prorocentrum cordatum is the source of this 933-nucleotide messenger RNA. NCBI's taxonomy places the organism in Eukaryota, Dinophyceae, Prorocentrales, Prorocentraceae. The record is from the annotation of a GenBank genome assembly.
GACAAGGCCAAGCCUGCAACGCUGGCGUCGCUCAUGCCCCUGAUCCAUUCCACUGAGGCGGUCCAGCUGAGGGCCGAUUGCGCGAAGGCGAAGUGCGUCCAGAACAUCAGAACGACGGACGUCCACGUUGCAGGAAUAAGUUGUCGCCCGUUCGCGCCUUGCGGUCAGCAGCAAGGAACGUCUUCUUGGGAGAUGUCGGCGCUUGGAGCUUGGGGCGCCCUCAUGAUCAAGCUGGAGCCGAAGACCAUCGUCGUGGAACAAAGCCACAGGUUCAACGUGAGCAUUCUCCAAGAAAUCUUCCAGGGCCGGUACCUGUGGCAAGUCAUGAUCUUGAACGGCACAGACUUUGGUAUGAAGAUCCGUCGCAAGCGAUUCUACGCCGUCGGUCACCAUGUCGAGAAAGUUGGGGGAGCCAUCUGCAAAAUGGAUAACAUACUGCCGCUCUUGUACCGCGAAGUGAAGGACGGCCAGAACUUCACGUACCGGGACUACAUGAUCGCGAGCAUCAUGCCAGAGUUUCACCAUGAGAUCGACGACGAGCUCGAGUGGGCUAUCAGCAGGCCCAAGAGCAGGGCCAAGGGAACACCGCUAUCGGAAGUGAAGCAGAGGACUCGUCCCUUCGACUCCGCCCUCACCGAGGUUGAGAUGGACAACCUGAUCAAGUACGAGAUGGCCACCAUGCAGGGGUCUCCCUGCAACAUCGUUCAGAGCUUCGACAGCAGGCCUUCCUACGGCACGGUUGACACCAUGCACACCAUUAUUGCGAAUCCAGGGAUUCACUUUUGCACUUCAAUUUCUGUGAGGCGCUGGUUCACUCCGAGUGAGCUCAUGGUCGCCCAGGGCAUCCCCAUCCACCGUACGUUCGCGAACCCGAGGGGCCGCAACUACACGACUACACCGUACCUGAUUCCAGCGAACCGUAAGAGGGCUAAG